AUGGCACACGUCCGGAUUCGCCAGGAACUUCAACAGGAAUGUCAAGAGCGCAAGGCUCAGGGCAGCCAACUCUCUUCCCAGCUCCUCGAGCACGCGGAGCGCCUGGAAUGGGCCGAACAGCAGCGGAUGAAGGCCGAGAGUGCCCUACUUCAGGACCUUCGGGAAGCCAAGACGGAGCUGAAGCGCGAGAUCCGUGACAGGGAGGAGGGCCAGUCACAGGCGAAAAUGGGAGGAUCAGGUGAGAAUCAUAUGGGUGAUUUUCCAUUGCCAGCUUAA
Molecule: messenger RNA, 276 nt
Organism: Cladocopium goreaui
Lineage: Eukaryota; Dinophyceae; Suessiales; Symbiodiniaceae
Source: the annotation of a GenBank genome assembly